AUGCUUCAACUUGCUUACUUCUCGUUUUUGUUCGCGUAUGCUCUGGCAUAUCCAUCGACCAUCGAAAAGUAUGAGGACAUUCCGCAACAGUACCGAGAGAUCAUUCCGGAAAAAGUCGCUGAACACUUGAAAUCCAUCACGCCCGAAGAAAGGAAAGUCUUGACGGAACUCGUAAAAGAUUAUGCUAAAUACAAGGACGAAGAUGAGUUCAUGGCGGCGCUGAAGGAGAAAUCAGAGAGCCUACACGAGAAGGCCAAAAAACUUCACGAUAUGCUCAAGGAAAAAAUUGAUGCACUCGGAGACGAAGCGAAAGAAUUUGUGAAGAAGGUAAUGUCUAUAAUUCCAGAUAUUCUUUUUCUAAAACUAGGCACAAGAGAAAUAGCGAAACACACUUGGAGCUCUGAGCUUUCUACUUUCGAUCCUUUCGCUUUCUUUCUUUAA
Molecule: messenger RNA, 441 nt
Organism: Angiostrongylus costaricensis
Lineage: Eukaryota; Metazoa; Nematoda; Chromadorea; Rhabditida; Metastrongylidae
Source: the annotation of a GenBank genome assembly